Molecule: messenger RNA, 1904 nt
Organism: Gastrolobium bilobum
Lineage: Eukaryota; Viridiplantae; Streptophyta; Magnoliopsida; Fabales; Fabaceae
Product: pheophytinase, chloroplastic-like
Exons: 6
Coding region: 122-1702 (526 amino acids)
Biological process (GO): chlorophyll catabolic process
Cellular component (GO): chloroplast
Molecular function (GO): pheophytinase activity
Source: RefSeq, a predicted model, not a curated record
AUACCUGACUCGGUGGAUCUCGUCUUAAUAUCCCAAAAAGACUGCAAUAAACGAGGAUCUAGGGGAGCAGCAGAUUCUAAACCUUCUUCUUUCAUUAAAUUAAAGAACACAGUUUCUUGGCAUGGAAACUCUUUCAUAUGGUUCAGCACCAUGCUGUCAAGUCUUGAAUUCAAAGUGGAAAUCGGUUGAAAAGAGCUUGAAUUCACGUCAAUCAAGGUUUUCAUCUAUGGGAAAACAUGGAGUUUGUUAUAGCUAUACCAUUUCUGCAUGUGGGCCAGUGGGAAUUUAUGAUAUGGGUCAAUCUUUCCCGGGGAAACGGUGGCACCAAAGAGGUUGUAAGUCACAAAAUGCUCUUGAAGAAUCUAAAAGACUCAAUUUUAAGAUGCAUAGUGGUAGUUAUGAUGGUUAUGUGAUUGGUGAAGAGGAAGCAACAGAUGUUUCAGGGAUAGAGGAAUCUGCAACCAAGGUUCUAAUUCCAGGUUUGCCUGCUGAGUCAAAUGGUGAAUCUUGUGCUGCUCCAAUAAGUAGUUGCUUUUGGAGAUGGAAGCCAAAAUUCAAUGUACACUAUGAGAAGGCUGGGUGUGAAAACGUGGGUUCCCCACAUAUUCUAUUUCUUCCUGGUUUUGGUGUUGGUUCUUUCCAUUAUGAGAAGCAACUGAAGGAUUUGGGCCGUGACUUUAGAGUGUGGGCACUGGAUUUUCUAGGACAAGGAAUGUCUUUGCCUUUUGAAGAUCCUGCUCCUCUUUCCAAGGAAGCGAUUGCAUCAAAUGGGAAUAUUUCUUCAUGGGGUUUUGGAGAUGAAACUGAACCUUGGGCAACUAAGCUUGUAUAUUCUGUUGAUUUAUGGCAAGAACAAGUUCGCUACUUCAUAGAAGAGGUCAUUGGGGAACCAGUCUAUCUUGUGGGCAACUCACUAGGAGGAUAUGUUGCAUUGUAUUUUGCAGCAUGCAACCCUCAUUUAGUGAAAGGUGUCACAUUGCUUAAUGCUACACCUUUUUGGGGGUUUCUUCCUAAUGCAGUAAAAUAUCCAGGACUGGCCAAAAUAUUUCCAUGGGCUGGAACCUUCCCCCUACCUUCAAGUAUAAAGAGACUUACAGAGCUAUUGUGGGAGAAAAUUAGUGAUCCUAAAAGUAUUGCUCAGGUACUUAAUCAGGUUUAUGCAGAUCAUUCAACAAAUGUAGAUAAUGUUUUUUCACGCAUAGUUGAAACCACAAGGCAUCCUGCUGCUGCAGCAUCAUUUGCUUCAAUUAUGUUUGCUCCUCAAGGAGAAUUAUCCUUCAGUGAAACAUUAUCAAGAUGUCGAACAAACAACGUGCCAAUCUGCCUCAUGUACGGAAAAGAAGAUCCCUGGGUGAAGCCAGUUUGGGGAUUCAAGGUUAAAAGGCAGGUGCCUGAAGCUCCAUACUAUCAAAUCAGCCCUGCUGGUCACUGCCCUCAUGAUGAAGUCCCUGAAGUCAUAAAUUUCUUACUUCGUGGUUGGAUCAGAAACCUAGAGUCUCAGGGUUCCGUUUCAUUACCUCUGCUUGAAGACCUAGACAGUGUGAAGCACACAUUUGACAGGGAGUUAGAAUUUCCCAGAGAAGGUUCAAAAAAAUCAGUUAUGGUCAGAUUUUUCGUUUCAAGUUUCUCACUUUGGGACAGGAUAAGAUCUUACAUCAAAUCUCAAUCCAAGUUCAGUAAUUUGGCUGCCAAAUCUCAAUGACAUGAUGAAUUAUGCCAUCUUCAAAUAUAAAUCAACUUUGUAUACUGUCUUCUCUUUUUUUAUAGUUUGUACCACAGAAACCAUACAUAGUUGUUUUAGAAUCAGAAGUCAGUGUUGUAUAUAUGAACCAUUUCUUACCAAAAAGCAUGUCAAAUUAAUAUCUAUUUCAUUGGAGAAGUUAAAUGCCAUGCCAUAGAAACAU